This is a messenger RNA of Emiliania huxleyi CCMP1516, 450 nucleotides long. RefSeq lists its product as hypothetical. The coding region runs from base 1 to 450 and encodes 149 amino acids. Lineage: Eukaryota; Haptophyta; Isochrysidales; Noelaerhabdaceae. The record is from RefSeq and is a predicted model, not a curated record. The transcript has 6 exons.
AUGCACACACUCACGCUGCGCCUCGUGUGCUGCACCCUCCUCAGGCAUGGAAGCUUUGGCGUCUGCGGCGUUGGCGGCGGCGGUGGCGGGAUGCGCCUCUUCGGCCGCGUCGAGGAGGGCUGCGCAGGCGCGAGGGACCUGCUCGAGCACGCCUUCCCUCCCCUCUCCCUCCCCGUCGUGCGCGUGACGCCGGGAGGUGGCGCGGUGCCCGUGAGGUCCGCCGAGCAAAAGACCGCGCUGCUGCAGGGCCUCAGCGCGCUCGAGCGGGUGGCGCUGCACGCCGCCGUCGGCAUCACCUCCACACCCUACGGAGCGGCGCUCCGUGACCUCGCGGCCGUCCUCGCCGCCUCGCCCUCCCUCGCCUGGGAGGCGGAGCGAGGAAGCGACGUCGCAAAGUGCCUCGGCAAGUGCAGGCCGGCGGACGGCGGCGGCAGCGGCAUCGGCAGCUGA